CCUCCCUAAACCCCAUCCCCGUGACGCGACGCGAGGGAUUCCCUUCCAUUUCUGAGGCGGCUUCUCUUGGGUGGCGUCACGAGGCGGCGCCGCUUGGAGAGAGAGAGAGGGAGAGAGAGGGGAGCGGCGGCGGCGGGCAACCAUGUGUGGCAUCCUCGCCGUCCUCGGCGUCGCGGAGGUCUCCCUCGCCAAGCGCGCGCGGAUCAUCGAGCUCUCCCGCCGGUUACGGCAUAGAGGCCCUGAUUGGAGUGGUAUACACUGCUAUCAGGAUUGCUAUCUUGCACACCAGCGGUUGGCGAUUGUUGAUCCCACAUCUGGAGACCAGCCAUUGUACAAUGAGGAGAAAUCCGUUGUUGUGACAGUGAAUGGAGAGAUCUACAACCAUGAAGAGUUGAAAGCUAACCUGAAAUCCCAUAACUUCCAAACUGCUAGCGAUUGUGAAGUUAUUGCUCAUCUGUAUGAGGAAUAUGGAGAGGAAUUCGUGGAUAUGUUGGAUGGGAUGUUCGCUUUUGUUCUUCUUGACACACGUGAUAAAAGCUUCAUUGCAGCCCGUGAUGCUAUUGGCAUCUGUCCUUUAUACAUGGGCUGGGGUCUUGAUGGUUCGGUUUGGUUUUCAUCAGAGAUGAAGGCAUUAAGUGAUGAUUGCGAGCGAUUCAUAACCUUUCCCCCCGGGCACCUGUACUCGAGCAAAACAGGUAGCCUAAGGAGAUGGUACAAUCCACCAUGGUUUUCUGAAAGCAUUCCCUCCACCCCGUAUAAUCCUCUUCUUCUCCGACAGAGCUUUGAGAAGGCUAUUAUUAAGAGGCUAAUGACUGAUGUGCCAUUUGGUGUUCUCUUGUCUGGUGGGCUUGACUCUUCUUUGGUUGCAUCUGUUGUUUCACGGCACUUGGCAGAGGCAAAAGUUGCCGCACAGUGGGGAAACAAACUGCAUACGUUUUGCAUUGGCUUGAAAGGUUCUCCUGAUCUUAGAGCUGCUAAGGAAGUUGCAGAUUACCUUGGUACCGUCCAUCAUGAACUCCACUUCACAGUGCAGGAAGGCAUUGAUGCUUUGGAGGAAGUCAUUUACCAUAUUGAGACAUUUGAUGUAACGACAAUAAGAGCAAGCACCCCAAUGUUCUUGAUGUCACGUAAGAUAAAAUCUUUGGGUGUGAAGAUGGUUCUUUCGGGAGAAGGUUCUGAUGAAAUAUUUGGCGGUUACCUUUAUUUUCACAAGGCACCAAACAAGAAGGAAUUCCAUGAGGAAACAUGUCGGAAGAUUAAAGCCCUCCAUUUAUAUGAUUGCUUGAGAGCGAACAAAUCAACUUCUGCAUGGGGUGUUGAGGCCCGUGUUCCAUUCCUUGACAAAAACUUCAUCAAUGUAGCUAUGGACAUUGAUCCUGAAUGGAAAAUGAUAAGACGUGAUCUUGGCCGCAUUGAGAAAUGGGUUCUCCGCAAUGCAUUUGAUGACGAGGAGAAACCUUAUUUACCUAAGCAUAUUCUAUACAGGCAAAAGGAACAAUUCAGUGAUGGUGUUGGGUACAGUUGGAUUGAUGGAUUGAAGGAUCAUGCGAACGAACAUGUAUCAGAUUCCAUGAUGAUGAACGCUAGCUUUGUUUACCCAGAGAACACACCUGCUACAAAAGAAGCCUACUAUUAUAGGACAAUAUUUGAGAAAUUCUUCCCCAAGAAUGCUGCUAGAUUGACAGUGCCGGGAGGUCCUAGCGUGGCAUGCAGCACUGCUAAAGCUGUUGAAUGGGAUGCAACCUGGUCCAAAAACCUUGAUCCAUCUGGUCGUGCUGCUCUUGGUGUUCAUGAUGCUGCAUAUGAAGAUACUCUAGAGAAAUCUCCUGCCUCUGCCAAACCUGUGUCAGAUAACGGCUUUAGUCCGGCCCUUGGGGAAAGCAUAGUCAAAACCGUUGCUUCAGCCACUGCCGUUUAACUUUCUAUGGUCGCAUAAAAUGCUGUUGUUUGUUCUAACAAAAGCUGUAGUUUGUUGGUUUAAUUCCAGCGUCGUUCAGAUCUUGUUAGUUUCUUAAAUUAUCUAAUGGGGACAUGAUGCUUUUCCUGGCUUGUUAGUUUCUGUAUGCUGGUCAUCAUGUAUGUUUUCUUCCUUUUUCAAUAUGCAAACUGUUUUAUCAUCUCUUGUAAAUAUGUCGACUGAUACCCUCAAGUUGCUUUUGGUCUG
Messenger RNA from Oryza brachyantha (malo sina), 2164 nucleotides. RefSeq names its product asparagine synthetase [glutamine-hydrolyzing] 2. The transcript is spliced from 14 exons. The coding region runs from base 143 to 1918 and encodes 591 amino acids. The record is from RefSeq and is a predicted model, not a curated record. Gene Ontology annotation, molecular function: asparagine synthase (glutamine-hydrolyzing) activity. Gene Ontology annotation, cellular component: cytosol. NCBI's taxonomy places the organism in Eukaryota, Viridiplantae, Streptophyta, Magnoliopsida, Poales, Poaceae.